UGAUACCAUUUCUCUUGCUUCCCCAUUUUUUGCAGGCACCCUCAAUUUCUCAUGCAUGAAAUCCCCUGCUUCAGCUGAGGAGAAAGCAAGACAAGCUAACGAAUCAAUUCUCAACCCCUGUCAUUGGGCUGAUUGCGGAGGUGGCUCCUGUAAUAGGACUUCAAUUCUCUCAUACAGUUGCCUAUGUGAUGAGGGCUACUACAAUCUCUUCAAUCUUACUGCUUUCCCAUGCUACAAACAGUGUGGAAUUGGUUUGGAUUGCUCGAAUCUUGGGAUUUCAUCUUCAAAUAAUACUGUUUCAGCACCCCCUUCGGCAGCCAGUGAUGGGUCUAGAGGCUCACUUAUGCAAGGGAGUUAUCGCUGGUUAGUUGCCCUGAUGUUCUUUUGGGCAUUCUUCAGUGCUCAUAAAGCAAAAGGCAAAGUAGAAAGCCGAUAUCUCUUGUACCAUGUUAGAACUGGAGAUUGCGGAUGACGUUUUUGUGAUAGCCUUAUUCGGAGGUCUGUUUGAUGCGGGAUAUUUAUUGUACUCCAAUGAGCUGUUGUACAGAUUAGUUUCAUUGAACCCGACAGACAAGUGAAUGGGCAUAGAAGUUUUCAUGAGAGUGAGAUAUUAGUUGAUUGUCCAAUUCUCAUGCUUGUAUUAGUCCUCUCAAUUCCUUAAGAUCUUAGUACAUGAAUCGUCUUGCUCAUAA
This is a messenger RNA of Eucalyptus grandis, 692 nucleotides long. RefSeq lists its product as uncharacterized. Lineage: Eukaryota; Viridiplantae; Streptophyta; Magnoliopsida; Myrtales; Myrtaceae. The record is from RefSeq and is a predicted model, not a curated record. The coding region runs from base 56 to 472 and encodes 138 amino acids. The transcript has 4 exons.